Centropristis striata (black sea bass) is the source of this 1747-nucleotide messenger RNA. RefSeq names its product xeroderma pigmentosum, complementation group A (gene xpa). Gene Ontology annotation, molecular function: damaged DNA binding. The record is from RefSeq and is a predicted model, not a curated record. The coding region runs from base 92 to 919 and encodes 275 amino acids. The transcript has 5 exons. Gene Ontology annotation, biological process: nucleotide-excision repair involved in interstrand cross-link repair; base-excision repair; UV-damage excision repair. Gene Ontology annotation, cellular component: nucleotide-excision repair factor 1 complex. Lineage: Eukaryota; Metazoa; Chordata; Actinopteri; Perciformes; Serranidae.
ACAACGACAGUGCAGACAGCUGCGCUUUGAAUGGAGCAAAACCCACUGGAGUUAUUUAAUUCACUGCUCUGUGUGGAUCUUUUGCAACAGCAUGGAUCCGUCAGAGUCACAGGGGGCGGAUGCUGCCGGACCCGGUCCAGAACAGAGCCCCAAACCCGAGCUUUCUGCAGCGAUGCGGGCUAAAAUCGAGCGGAACCGGCAGCAGGCGUUGAUGCUCCGGCAAGCCCGACUGGCGAGCCGCCCUCUGUCCGCCGUGGAGGGCGCAACUUCGGCCAAAGUGUCCAAGACCAUCGACUCCGGAGCCGGCUUCUUCAUCGAGGACGAGGAGGACGGAGAGGAAGAGCAGAGGACCAGGAAGGUUGUGCAUCCGCCAGCUCCAGUGAUCGAGCCGGAAUACCUGGUGUGUGAUGAUUGUCAAAAGCCCUUUAUGGACUCGUACCUCAGUAACAGCUUUGACCUGUCUGUGUGUGACAAGUGCAGAGACAACGACGAGAAACAUAAGCUGAUCUCCAGAACUGAGGCCAAGCAGCAGUACCUGCUGAAGGACUGUGACCUGGACAAGAGAGAGCCUCCGCUCAGGUUCAUACUGAAGAAAAACCCUCAUAACCCUCGCUGGGGAGACAUGAAGCUCUACCUCAAACUGCAGGUGGAGAAGAGAUGUAUGGAGGUGUGGGGUUCGGAGGAGGCCCUGGAGGAGGCCAAAGAGACGCGGGAAGAGAACAAAGAGGUGCAGAAACAAAAGCGCUUCAACAAGAAGGUCAAAGAGCUGCGCAGGGCGGUGAGGAGCAGUAUGUGGACAAAAGACACCAGUGCUCACCAGCAUCAGUACGGACCGGAGGAGGUGGUGGAUCCAGAGGAGGAUCUCUACAAGAAAACUUGCACCACCUGUGGACAUGAGCUCACCUACGAGAAGAUGUAGGCACACACACACACCCACCAACACCAACACAACAAAGAGUACAAAGAGAUGAUAUCUCUCACAGACCCUGGACCCCUCCAGCUGUAUUCCUUUUUUCUACUGGUAUUUAUUAAUGAUACAGGUCCUGGUCACGUUCAAGGGGCCACAUUUACUUACUGACCUCAGCUUCAACUGGAGUAUAUUAUUAGCCUUUUUAAUCAACUCCCUAUUGCUACACUUCCUGUUUCUUUUGAAGCAUUAAGAGGUUCCCUCUGGAAAUGGGCAAAUCGAGGAACUGAAACUUGAAAAUACCGUCUUGCAUAAUACAGCGAAUUGUGGUGCUGCUUAAUGACUGAACAGAAAGGACCAGUAAGAAUAAAACAUUGCUGCCUUCUAGAAAAAUAGUGAGUUUUGAGAAGUGAUUGGUCCAUCUUUUUGCUUGCAGACACAGAUUCAUCACUGGUACAUGUGAUGUGUUCACUGUUAUCAUGUCAGGUGCUAAGCUUCACUUUUCAUCACCUUUGCAGCUUUAUUUCACUCAGCAGCAUUAGAUUACAUGUCAUAUUUCAUUGUACAUUAAUAGAUUCACAAACUAUUGUUAUUGAGGAUGAUUAUCUAUCAUUAUUCACACCAUAACAUCUCUUCUUCUUAAGUAAUGUUUGAUAUUUGGUCUCAGCUGUCAGGAGACAAGCUGUCAAUGUCAAAAUAAUCAUGCUUCUAUUUAAAUUACAGUAAGACUGAGAAUAAUAUCUUUGUAAAAUGAAUUUGUAUGUCAUGUAAAAGUUCUGUCUGUCUGUUUUUGAAUCUACCAUUCAUCAGAACUGUUAAAAUAAAUUUUGUAUUUUCAGA